UAUUAUGAUAAGAAACAACCUCAUAUUCUCUAUGGCAGGACGGUGAGGAAGGAGUACAUCAACGCUAAAUACGUGGAGCACAAAUUUGCCCACCGGACUGGCAAAGCCACGGUUCCAGGCAAGCUGUCAGAGGCGGUGCACUCCCGAGAUCUGCUGUUACUUAUCCAGAUAUAUGCAGAGGGGAGGGAGCUUAUGGAGCCCCUGCCCGAGGCAGGAAAGGUAACGGUAGCUGUGUUUAUUUUAUUCUUAAAUGGCAUAUGAACUGAAGUUCACAACGAGUCAGAAGACAAUUCUGAAGGCUUCAAGUGGUUCCCAAUUCCGAAACAAUUUGGAACCACUGGACGAAGAGGUGGUUAUCAAAAAUAUGGACAUGAAAAUAUUCAUAAAUAAAUCAAAUGAAUAAAUUAUUACAGUGGUGGUAUUUGAUCUAUUUUUAUUUAUGUAUAUUUUAAUUAGUUAAAACCCACUGAGAUCAAAAUGCUAAUGCUAGUAUGCCAGUGAUACCAUUAUACAAAUGUCCAAAUGAAUACACAGACUUGUUCCCAACAGGAGCCCGGUGAGACUGCCCUCCACUACUCUGUGAGGACUGCUGACCAGACCUCCCUGCAUCUAGUGGACUUCCUGGUGCAAAACAGGUAUAUGUCCCGGCAGAGGGAACUAAAUCACAAUUUAAAGUUGGAAAUUAUAACAAACACAUUUACUAAAUACUUGUUAAUGACUUACUAAUGAUUAUCUUAAGUGUUACCAUUUUAUUCUUUGUAUAUCUGUCACUAGAAUUUGACUAUCAGUCUCUCUCACUCUCCACCCCCAGUGGUAAUCUAGACAGUCAGACGGAGAAUGGAAACACUGCACUACACUACUGCUGUCUGUAUGAAAAACAAGAAUGUUUGAAACUGCUACUGCGGGGCAAGCCAGCCAUCGACAUCGGUGUGUGCAAACCCUCGGAUUGUCCCCGUCGGACU
Messenger RNA from Coregonus sp. 'balchen', 962 nucleotides. The record is from the annotation of a GenBank genome assembly. NCBI's taxonomy places the organism in Eukaryota, Metazoa, Chordata, Actinopteri, Salmoniformes, Salmonidae.